This is a messenger RNA of Fimicolochytrium jonesii, 2648 nucleotides long. RefSeq lists its product as uncharacterized. The coding region runs from base 254 to 2251 and encodes 665 amino acids. The transcript has 6 exons. NCBI's taxonomy places the organism in Eukaryota, Fungi, Chytridiomycota, Chytridiomycetes, Spizellomycetales, Powellomycetaceae. The record is from RefSeq and is a predicted model, not a curated record.
CUCCACUUUUGCGUUACCGGCGAUCGCUAAGCCUACGAGCUUUAUCAUGCCUCGCGCUGUCGAAUUUCACCCUUUGCUUACGAAAUGGACUGCGCAGUGACGACCUCGAAGCCUGGUGUCCGUUCCAGAGUCGAACUCACCCUGGGAAACCAGGGUAGCCUCCAACUUGACCCUUGGCGACCCUGUAAUUGUCGUCAAAGCCUUGCAAAAAUUAAUAUUGUCGACUUGAACCCAUGGGUUUCCGAUAUUGAAGAUGGAAUCCAAACUUGCAAACUCCAAAGGGUCGCUACGCCCAAGUCAAGCUCCUCCGAAAGCUCCCAAGCGAACCAAGCCCGCAAGAUGGAACCCGUUGCCGAUCCUCUUGGAGCUUGGCAUCAUGGGGGUCUGCAUUGCCAGUCUCGCCCUCGGCAACCUUGGCUACCUAUCGCUAAAUACUGUGCCGCAGAGCGCAGCGCAUUGGAACCUAUGGUCGGAACAACUCAUAACCUUUGGAUACGGAAUUGUCGUCCAAAUAGCUCUUUUGGGACCCCUUCAGCUUGGUCGAAAAAUAUGCCAGCUUUGGCUCGCAUCGAAAAUCGUCUCUCAUGGCAUUCCAUGCCGACAAAUGGUGACGGCUUGGUCGGCUAUAUACUGCAACUCGCAUCGCGGAGUUGAGGACAUCUGGCGAGGCUGGAUUACGAUUACUUUGUUUAUGCUGACUGUUUAUAUCGCAGAAAUUGUUGUGAUUGGUGGCAUUGGGUCUCUGUACUACAAAGCUCCAUUGACGGCGGUGCGGUUCGUCUCUCCGGUACCAUUACUGGGGCCGUUUCAAAGCAAUAUGACGACCUUCGAGGAAGGGCCUUACAUUACCGAGCUAGCACUGAGAACGAUCUUGAGCCUAGGUCAGCUCUACGAUCCUAUGACCUUGGAUGGUUUGCUAAUCCCAAACAGCACGCUCUCUGAUUGCUCUGAGACGGGCUGCACGGGGACCAGUUCUGUUAUCCUUUCGCCCAUGGCCCCGUCAGCUUCGACUGAAGGUGCUUUCUGGAAGUGGCCGUGGCCGGGACCAUGGGAAAGUACGGCCAGGAAUGAUCGUGUCAUCGGAGAAGUCUCUUCGCUAUCUGUCGACGUUUCGUGUUCCCCGCAGGCAUUCUAUAUAAAUAAGAGCGUCGUCGACUAUUGGUACUAUCAGACCAACGCACCGGACGGCACUCCCCUGGCGUAUGCCAACUAUGCCCUCGAGACAUGGUACAUACGAGGCCCUCAAGUUUCUUUGGUAUCCUUGGAAAUUGACGACCAUGACGCGGAGCACUUUACACCAUACGUGCUGGACGACAGGGUCUACUUUGGAGUUCUGACAAACAACCUCGACGGGACGGUUUUUGAAAACAUGGACAACAGUGUAUCCGAAGCGCACAAGGAUCUUAACGCUACGGUUCAAUACAGUACGGCUCUCUGCUCCGCCGGAGUCAAGCUGGGAAAAGUGGCUGGGAUUAUGGAGAUCCUGUCCGUGACUCCGUCGUUGAAAGCUUCGAUAUCUUCUGCCCAAAAUGCGACCACACCGACAUCGUAUCCCUUGUCGAAAGGGACCAGCGGUUACCCGAUGGCAUUUUAUUUGAGCCAGUUCGUACAAUACGUCACCUGCGAUAUCCUUGGAUGCUCAGCUGCGUCGGGACAAGUUCCAUGGUUUGACACGUUGAUUGGGAUGCUGCAAGUGGAUGCCGCAGGAAAUGCCAUCGUCGACCCGGCGAACCAGAUGAAGACUAUAUCCGUCUCUGUGGCACGACUUCUCGCCCUCUCGCUAGCAUCAUUUACGACCGAACUACUGGAUCCGGCCACCAAUACCACCCUCACAGCGGAGUAUACGGUGAAAUCGAAUGAGAUCAGCCAUGAUAUUUACAACAGUCGUGGCUUCGACAUCUUGCUCAUAGUCGGCCUAGUAUGUGGAUUCCUCCUCCUGAUCUGGGAUGGCAUCAUGAAAGUGUGGUGCGCGUUGGCGGGUGAUGAAGUGGCAGUUCAAAAGCGAGCGAUCGUCAUCGGGAUGACUGAGAGCAUUUACAUGCUUCUCAAGGGUUUUGAGCGGAGUCAGCUCAACACUUUGCUACCCGAUCUCUCCAAAUCAACACCCGAGGGCGCCCGCGAAGCGGUGGAUGGACAAUUCCUAGAAGUAGACUCGGAAGUCGCAGGGCUCGUCGCCCGGCGGCCUCCCGAUCGCGCGGGUCACAGUGUGAAAACGACGAAAGACAUAACUGAUGGAGAAGGGGAUGCGUGAGGGUUAUGCGUUCCUAUGCUAGAUGGACCCAAAUGAGUCGGACUGACUGGGAGUGGGCGAGAGAACUGCGUUGCAGAAUCGGGCACAUAUGUUCAGGAAAACGUCGGCGUCACGGCCGGAUUCAAGAGAAUGGGCAACCCCAUACAAAAUCAAUAGUUCGUAGAGUUUUCCCUAGAACUAGAUGAACUUCUAGAGAUCGAGUCGAGGACUUGUUUCCGUCUCAAGCGGUCCACAUUUGAAGUUGUCUAUCACCUCAAUCACAACAUCGGCAAGCAGGUGGCAUAAUACAUAACUUUACGCAGGUAGCUCACAGACUGCGUAUGUACAGUAUAGUACGCUACAUUACCAUUCCCGAUCGCACACCCACAUGGGCAAGAUAUUCCGUUAACGGGCGAAG